Paramuricea clavata is the source of this 1318-nucleotide messenger RNA. The record is from the annotation of a GenBank genome assembly. Lineage: Eukaryota; Metazoa; Cnidaria; Anthozoa; Malacalcyonacea; Plexauridae.
AUGUACCACACUCUACGGACAAGGUUCCCCACUCUGAGGAGCAAGUUUCCACACUCUAAGGACAAGGUUCCUUACUCUGACGACAAGGUUCCUCAUUCUGAGGACAAGGUUCCUCACUCUGAGGACAAGGUUCCUUACUCUGAAGACAAGAUUCCUCACUCUGAGGACAAGCUUCCUUACUCUGAAGACAAGGGUCCUCAAACUGAGGACAAGGUUCCUCACUCUGAAGACAAGGUUCUUCACACUGAGCACAAGGUUCCUCACACUGAGGACAAGGUUCCUCACUCUGAGAACAAGAUUCGUCUGUCUGAGGACAAGGUUCCUCACUCUGAGCACAAGGUGCUUCACACUGAGGACAAGGUUCCUCACUCUUAGGACACUGAGGAACCUUCUCCUCAGAGUGAGAACCUUGUCCUCAGAGUGAGGAAGCUUGUCGUCAGAAUGAGGAACCUUCUCCUCAGAGUGAGGAACCUGCCUUCAGAGUGAGAAACCUUGUCCUCAGAGUGCGGAACCUAGUCAUCAGAGUGAGGAAUCUUUUCAUCAGAGUGAGCAACCUUGUCCUCAGAGUGAGGAAUCUUGCCUCAGAGUGUGGAACCUUGUUCUCAGAGUGAGGAACUUUGUCCUCAUCGUGAGGAACCUUGUCCUCAGAGAGAGGAACCUGCCUUCAGAGUGAGGAACCUUGUCCUCAGAUUGAGGAAUCUUGUCUCCAGACAGAGGAACCUUGUCCUAAAGGUGAGAAACCUUGUCCUCAGAGAGAGCAACCUUGUCCUCAGACUGAGCAACCUUGUCCUCAGCGUGAGCAACCUUGUCCUCAGAGUGACGAACCUUGUUCUCAGAGUGAGGAGCCUUGUCCUCAGAGUGAGGAGCCUUGUCCUCAGUGUGAAGAACGUUUUCCUCAGAGUGAGGAACCUUGUCCUCAGAGUCAGGAGACUUGUUCUCAGAGUGAGGAACCUUGUCGUCAGUGUGAGGAACCUUGUCCUCAGUGUGAGGAACCUUGUCCUCAAUGUCAGGAACUUGUCCUCAGUGUGAGGAACCUUCUCCUCAGAAUCAGGAGCCUUGUCCUCAGUGUUAGGAACCUGCCUUUACACUGAGGAACCCUGUCUUCCGAGUGAGGAACCUUGUCCUGAGAGUGAGGAGCCUAUGUCCUGAGAGUGUCGAACCUUGUCCUCAGAGUGAGGAAUCAUGUCCUCAGAGUGAGGAACCUUGUCCUCAGAGUAAGAAACCUUGUCGUAAGAGUGAGGAACCUUGUCCUCAGAGUGAGGAAGCUUGUCCUCAGAGUGAGGAUCCUUGUCCUCAGAUUAAAAACCUUGUCCUCGAU